ACACCCCGUUCAAGUACUGAGGGAUGCAGCUUGGCUUGUUUGCGUCCUGAUCCCUCUACCACCCCCAUCGGGCUACCCCUCCUCCCUAUCAGGAUUGAUAUCACUGGCGAAAAGAGAUUUUUGAAUUCGAGCAGUAGAACAGCCGCCAUGCUGGGAGAGACCAGCUUGUCACACUAAUGCCAGCUCCCUUGUGCUUUUAACUACCAGGAGGAACAGGACAAGGCUAUCAUUCACUCGGUGAGUUGGAAUCAUCCUCAGCUGUAUUCAACUGUUGGAUUCUGUGCUGAAAACCGGCAAUUUCAUGAAUCCGUAUUCACUAGUUGAAACCAUGAUGGACAACAUGAGAAUAUUGUAACUCUCCCUGAAGGAAGGCCUCUCCGUCUAGUAGAGCUUCGUGGAAGAGCUACAGCUUGCCUUCUCAGCAAUAUCUUGCUCCUCCUUUGGUAACUUGGAGUAACUGCACCCAGCCGUUUGCGAUGCUCCAUUGUGAUUCAUAGGAAACUUCACAUUACCGAAGAACCCUGAGUCCAACAUGGCAUUCAGUGUCCUCGGAGUGUUCUUGGGACUCCUACUGGAAGUGUCAACACAUGGCCCCACCAGCAUUCCACGGAUGUCCUGGAAACACCAAGAUGUCAAUUUGAUAGAAUUUUCAGAAGAAGGAAUCUUCAAUUAUUCCACAUUGUUGCUCAGUGAAGAAAAAGAAGUACUUUACGUGGGUGCGAGGGAAGCCAUCUUCGAGCUGAGCAUGAAAAAUGUGACUGUCAAGACCAAUAAGGUAAUAUGGAAAGUUCCUGAAAACCAUAUGUCAAUGUGCAUCUUAAAAGGAAAAUCUAAAGAGACAGACUGCCUAAACUACAUCCGGGUUCUACAAGUGCUCAAUGAUGACAGUCUAUAUGUCUGUGGGACACAUGCCUUUCAGCCUCUGUGUGACUAUCUGUCUCUCAAGGAUUUUAAACUGCUGGGGCAGCAGGAAGAUGGAAGAGGGAAAUGUUCCUUUGACCCUGCACAGAGCUUCACCACAGUUAUGGUUGAUGGAGAGCUUUACUCUGGAACUGCUUACAACUUCUUAGGAAGCGAACCCAUCAUAUCCAGAUAUUCUCUCUCUCAAAGUUUGCUGCGAACAGAGUAUUCAACGUCAUGGCUAAAUGAGCCCAGUUUUGUUUUCGCAGAUGUCAUCAGGGAAGGCAAGAACAGCUUAGAUGGUGAAGACGACAAGAUAUACUACUUCUUCACGGAGGUGUCAGUGGAGUACGAGUUUUUUGGCAAGCUGCUAAUCCCCAGGAUAGCCCGUGUCUGCAAGGGGGACUUGGGGGGACAGAGGACUCUGCAGAAGAAGUGGACCUCCUUUCUGAAGGCAAAGUUGGUCUGUUCCAUGCCCGAGCUCAAUUUUGUCUUCAACGUGGUCCAUGACGUGUUCAUCCUAAAGACCCCAGACUGGAAGGACACUGUCAUAUACGGUGUUUUCACAUCGCAGUGGGGAAAUGUUGGGUUAUCAGCAGUGUGUGCCUACAACAUGUCUUCAGUGGAGGAAGUGUUCUCCAAGGGGAAGUACAUGCAGAAGGCCACAGUGGAGCAGUCUCACACAAAGUGGGUGAGGUAUAAUGGAAUCACCCCCAGCCCUCGUCCGGGAGCGUGUAUCAACAACAACAAUCGACUGCAGAACAUCAACAGCUCGCUUCAUCUGCCGGAUAAGACCUUGCAGUUUGUCAAGGACCACCCUCUGCUGGAGGACCCUGUCCUUCCUAUUGGUAAUGGGCCCAAACUUAUCACCAAGGAUGUGAACUACACCCAGAUCGCUGUGGAGAGGGUCCAGGCCCUAGACAACAAUGUGUAUGAUGUCAUAUUCACAGGGACAGAUAAAGGAAUCUUGCACAAAUCCAUAGUCUAUGAUGGAGUAGUUCACACGAUCGAGGAGAUACAGCUUCUCCGUAAUGUAGAACCCAUAAAGACUCUGCUACUGUCUUCACAAGGGUUCCUUUAUGCUGGGUCAGACUCUGGGGUAGUGCAGUCCCCUACGGCCUUCUGCGACAAGUACACGUCCUGUGAGGACUGCGUGCUGGCGCGGGACCCCUACUGCGCCUGGGCCGCUGAUUCCGCGGCCUGCCUCAACAUAUUCCAGGCCCAGGACAUUACCCCACGGAACUUGAUACAAAGCCUUAAUGGUGAUGCAGACAAGUGCCCCAAUGUGAGGGGCCGGUCGCUAGAGCCCUACCACCAAGUUGUGGUGAAGCCAGGGAGCUCUGUGGAGCUGCCGUGCCACGUGGGGUCCAACCUGGCGCAGGCGGUGUGGACGGUUAACGGAAGCGCGCUGACGGAGGCAUCCAGGUUCCACCUGCUGGGCGAGGCCGGCCUGCUCAUCUACAGCAUGGCUCCCGAGGACCAAGGGCGGUACGAAUGCUGGUCCCUGGAGUGGGCCGGGGGCAAGAACUUUACCCGGCUGGUCACCGGCUACGCCCUGACUCUGUAUUCGGUUAAGAGGCCCCCCGCACCCGACCCCUCUACCCCGCACACCUCCACCGCAGCUCACAACCCCACCACGGCCACCGAAGGUAAUAGCAGCACCGCUGGACCCCUACUAACUUCAGCCCCCCCCAGCUCCGCUAACUUCAUCUCCCCGCCCCAGCCUGUGACAUCACUAACCCCAGCCCUGAGCAGCACGGUGGCCCUGCAGAAGCAUUCUUUCCCCAGCUCCGACGCCCCGCGCCCGGAGACUCACGACCCGGCCGCCGAGUACCUGCAGCACGACAGCGGCAACGCCCUCCUCUUCCUCUUCCUCCUCUUCUUCCUCCUCUUCCUGGCGGGCCUCAGCUACAACUGCUACAUGCAGUACCUGCCCGGCCCGUGCCUGAGGCUGCGCGCCGCCCUGCUGGGCAGCCAGAAGAAGCCCCAGCCCGAGUACCUGGCCUGCGAGGCGGGCCUCAUGGAGCCCGCGGCCGAGAAGCCGGAGCACACGGAGCUGCACCAGCACAACGGGGCCCAGCUGAAGGCCCUGAGGGACACCGGCUACGAGACCGAGCCCGAGUGCGGGAACGGCAAGGUCCCCUCCCUGGAGUACGGGGACGAGAGCCCGCCCAAGGAGAGGCCGUUCGACGUGGAGUGCGAGUCGCACCCUAUUGAGUAUGCCGAUGCAGAUGUGCCCUACUGAUAGCAACACCAGUCCUCCGUUUCUCCACUCUUACCCUCCGCUUUUCCUAGCUGUGGUUCUGCUCUACCUGUGUAUUCCAUAUGAAGGUCUUUCUUUUGCUCUGUCUGAAAAACACAGGCACACAAAGGCAUUAUAGAUAUGUAUUUGUGCAAACAUUGAUUUAGUUGAAUAGGAGGCAAGGCAGAUGAUUACUGUUGUGGGCCUCUGUCUUGUACAGAUUCAUUGGGCUCUUUAUGGCUUAAUGUUGAGGACCUACUAAAAUGCUUUUAUUAAUAUAAUUCCUAGAUUUGAACAAUCCCGCAUUGCACUCCGCAUUGCUUAGCAAGAAAUCAGUUUGAUUUCCAAAUUGGAAACAUGGUUUACCAAAUUGGUAAGUUGACGGGAUGUUUUCCAAAUUGGAGUAAGUUACAUUUUAUAUUUUGUAAGAUUUAGGGGCGAAAGUAGUUUUCAGGAUAUUUGUACAUUCAAAAUUACCAUCAUAUUAGAUGUGGGCUGACGGCUCUCAUUCUCUCUGAUAUUUUAUGUGUUGGUGAUUCUCAGGGAUGUGCCAUUCUUCACUUUGUUUCUCCACAAAUUUCUAAAUACCAUAUAAGCGCGCCUGCAAUCGCUGUGUGCAUGUAGACACUGUGGAGUGCUAAGAGCUUGCACUGAAAGACCAAAGUUACUGGCCAAUCUGGGAAUACAGAAAGGUACGACGUGGAGAAAUAAAUAUAGAAAAUGAACAAUGGGCGAAAACAUGCAGGUAUUAGUGACCACUCUGAGCCAAGUAAUUGUGAAGAAGUGCUUUUUUUCUGUGAAACAGAACUCUGGAGUUUUGAACCCCAAAACUGGAUUUAUUUGUGGGAGCCAUUUUGACCCUGACCGUGUUGGGCACCUUGCAGCUGGGGAUGAGAAACGCAGCAUUAGCGUGGUUUUUGUGGCUGUGGUAAUGAAAGCCGCUCGAUAUGGCGCUACAGAGUGUGGUCUGCCAGGCCAAACACUGGACAACUGGACUGCUGUCACGAGCAAGCUAACAGGUUCUUCUGUAGCCAGUAGAGUUUUCUCAUCCCACUGUUCCAAUAUUUAACAUUUUAACAUUUGCCAAGAGGUGAUCCUGUGAAUAAAAAUAACUGAGGAAAUAUUCUAAUGCGUAGAGCAAAGAAUGCACAGCCAUGUAAACCUGUACUGGAAUUUUUUUUUUUGUGUGUGUGUGAAUGUGUUACAUGUAGCUGUAAGACUCAUUUUUUUCUAACAGUUCAUGCUAUAGCUAUACAAUGAACAAUGGGAUGGCAACAUUUAUAUGUUUAUCCUGAAACCUGGGCUUGGAAAUGCUGUUUUUAUUUUGCUUUACCAUUUUGAAUUUCAAAGAAAUAUUAUUUAAUGUUUUUAAAAAAUCAUUUUUU
This is a messenger RNA of Anguilla rostrata (American eel), 4527 nucleotides long. It is a transcript of the gene sema4d, whose product is annotated as sema domain, immunoglobulin domain (Ig), transmembrane domain (TM) and short cytoplasmic domain, (semaphorin) 4D. Gene Ontology annotation, biological process: negative regulation of axon extension involved in axon guidance; semaphorin-plexin signaling pathway; positive regulation of cell migration. Bases 533 to 3145 code for a protein of 870 amino acids. The record is from RefSeq and is a predicted model, not a curated record. Gene Ontology annotation, cellular component: plasma membrane. Lineage: Eukaryota; Metazoa; Chordata; Actinopteri; Anguilliformes; Anguillidae. The transcript has 18 exons. Gene Ontology annotation, molecular function: chemorepellent activity; semaphorin receptor binding.